AUGGAUCCUCCUCGUGGCUCUAAGUUCCUGGACCCGACGUCUGCCAUGGCCGCUAUUACGAAGCACAAAGCAGAGGCCAUCAAGCUUGCGCGUGAGCAGGGCGUCGCGGUCCAGGAGAUGUGUCGUAGAGCGAAAACUGAUACUCCCCCGUAUGAAUUCGAGGAGUUGAUUGGCAAAGGUGCUUAUGGUCGCGUUUACAAAGGCCACCAACUGCCCUCGCGCAAAGUGGUUGCGAUCAAAGUCAUGGAUAUUGAUUCGUUGGACUACAAGAGUGUUCGGGACUUCCGCGACGAAUCUAUAAAAGACUUCAUUCAUGAGACGAAGGUCAUGAAACAGGUUAAAGAUUCAGGAGCAAAGAAUAUCAACGAAAUAAUUGAAGCUAUCUCUAUUCACUCGCAGCUGUGGUUGGUGUGUGAGUACUGCCCCGGUGGAAGCGUCAGGACAUUGAUGAGAGCUACGGGUGAUCAACUUGAUGAAAAGUUUCUCAUCCCUGUAGCCCGUGAGCUUGCUGCUGGCUUACGUGCUAUCCACGACGCUGGCAUCAUUCACCGAGAUAUCAAAGCGGCCAAUAUCCUGAUUCACGAGGAGGGUCGAUUGCAAAUUUGCGACUUCGGUGUGGCUGGAGUGCUACAAUCACAGUUGGACAAGCGGUCGACCUGGAUUGGAACACCCCACUGGAUGCCACCAGAGAUGUUUUCUACGCGCGGCGAAGCACACAAAUAUGGUAGCGAGAUCGAUGUAUGGGCCUAUGGCUGCACGCUGUUCGAAAUCGCAACGGGAAACCCCCCGAACUCAAAUUUGCGAGAGCGAAUGCAGAUAGGAAGACAACUUAACCGCGUCGCUCCCAAAUUGGAAAAUGCCAAAUACAGUGAAGGGCUUAAAGACAUUGUCUCUUAUGUGUUAGAAUCAAACCCUUCUAAUCGACCAACCAUGGCAGACGUACAAUUGCAUGCAUAUAUUGCGGAUACUGAGGAGGCCUAUCCCACAGCGUCUCUGAGUGAGCUAGUGCGAAUCUAUUAUCAGUGGUCGCAGCGGGGAGGACAGCGGAUCUCCUUAUUCCACCCUGGAGGCGCAGCGGCCGCGGAGAUGCCAGGCACAACUAUGGACUCAGAUAGCGACUGGAAUUUCAGUACCACUGAUGGGUUUGAACGAAGAUUCUCUGUCAUUGACCUUGACCAGAUAGCUGCAUCUUUGGCAGAGAUGGAGGACGAAAUUAGCACUACUAAUAUGCAGCCUCCACGAGAAUCAUUCGACGAUCCGGCUGAGCGGGCAAUGACCAAGGAAGACCAAGCUAACUUCGAUGAGCGUGUCCGACGAGGCGCCGAAGCUAUGGAGGGACUUUUCAAUGAAGAGAAACCAAGCUAUACGAGAGCCACCCCGUUUGGCAAGAUAACUCUGGCGUAUCAGAUCCGACUCUGCAGUCCGAGCCAUUCCCGACUGCCAUCCCAACAAAGGACUUAG
Aspergillus oryzae RIB40 is the source of this 1461-nucleotide messenger RNA. Its product is annotated as putative serine/threonine protein kinase. Gene Ontology annotation, biological process: protein phosphorylation. Lineage: Eukaryota; Fungi; Ascomycota; Eurotiomycetes; Eurotiales; Aspergillaceae. The transcript is spliced from 5 exons. Bases 1 to 1461 code for a protein of 486 amino acids. The record is from RefSeq and is a predicted model, not a curated record. Gene Ontology annotation, molecular function: protein kinase activity; ATP binding.